Hibiscus syriacus is the source of this 438-nucleotide messenger RNA. RefSeq names its product E3 ubiquitin-protein ligase RHA2B-like. The coding region runs from base 1 to 438 and encodes 145 amino acids. The record is from RefSeq and is a predicted model, not a curated record. Gene Ontology annotation, molecular function: zinc ion binding; ubiquitin protein ligase activity. Gene Ontology annotation, biological process: protein ubiquitination. The transcript has a single exon. NCBI's taxonomy places the organism in Eukaryota, Viridiplantae, Streptophyta, Magnoliopsida, Malvales, Malvaceae.
AUGACGAUCCACAAGUUAGGCAAGUACUUCUUUUCUCUGCUCUCCAUCGUUUCGGCUCUGGCAUGGGCGUGGAAUUUCUUGCUCCGUUUCUCUUUGUUCCCUUAUCAAAUACCUUCCGCCGUUGCCGGCGGUGAUUUCAAGCUCGGAAGCCGUAACUUCAACUGCAAGCGUGGCUCGGGAUAUGACGAUGAUGAAGUUGUCGAAUGCGCUAUUUGUUUAUGCAAGAUCGAUGAAGACGACGAGAUUCGAGAGCUGAGAUGCGACCAUCUUUUCCAUAAAGUUUGCUUGGAUAGAUGGGUCGGGUACCGGCGUUCCACCUGCCCGAUUUGUCGAACUUCUUUAACUCCUCGUCAACUAGUUUCCGGCAUGGAAGUCAUUCUUUUCAAGUAUUGUUCUUUUGAUGAUUCCAGCCACCGGGAAACAUGGUGGCUGCGGUAG